Bursaphelenchus okinawaensis is the source of this 5065-nucleotide messenger RNA. Lineage: Eukaryota; Metazoa; Nematoda; Chromadorea; Rhabditida; Aphelenchoididae. The record is from the annotation of a GenBank genome assembly.
AUGAAUGAUAAACCGAACAAAAAGCCUAAAAAAGAGAACGAAGAUGAGGGGACUUCAGAAUUCAAUUCUUUUGGCGGAACUUCACAGAACAGGAGAUCAGAAGGCCGUCGUGAUCAAGAAGCUCAUCUUACAUCGACUUCUGGACGCCGUUAUUCUGUCAAUGGUGGAUAUUUUCAAUUUUACGAGAAAGCGUUUGGAGGCAGCUCUUUGUAUGAAUAUUUUGCUUCUAUAAGUGAAAUUGAGUCUGGUAGACGACAUGCUCUUAUCAUAGACUGCGUUGAUGGAGGACAUUUCUUACGUGUCGAUAUUCGUAAUGAAGGUCCUGUAUUAUAUCAGUAUUAUCCGCCGGGUAGUAGUAAAAGAAGAAAUGAUGAGUUUGCUGAUGAUUACGGCGGAUUCAGAAGGCCAGAAGCUACGCGAAGUGCUGUGAGAAGAUCUGAAGCUGACCGUGCUGCAUUUGGAAGACCAGAAGCCAGUCAAAACACCGUCAAAAAAGCAGAAGCAGGUCAGAGCACAGACAAAAAACCAGGAUCUACACGAAGAUCAAGAACAGACGAUCCAUUUAAUUCUUGCUCUGAAGAUGAACAUUAUGGACUUGGAUAUAAACCGUCUAGAAGUGAUGAAUUUGGAUAUAAGCCAGCUAUAAAUGAUGGAUUUGGAUCUGAAGCCGGUAGAAGAGAUGGAUUUCGACCUGAACCCACUAGAAGAGGUGGAUUUGGAUAUGAACCCACUAGAAGAGGUGGAUUUGGAUAUGAAGCCACUGGAAGAGGUGGAUUUGGAUCUAGCCCUCCUAAAAGGACGUAUAGCCGUGGAGGAUUUGCCCGCGGUCGAGGCGGCUUCGGAUUUGAUUACGAUGGCUUUGGAGCAAACCCUACGAGGAUUAAAGAUUUAAAAACCGAUAGAAAUAGGAAUGAGGCCGAUGACUCAGGCUUUGGAGGCAGUCGAGGAGGUUUUAUCGGCGGAGGUUUUGGAUCUAAUUCAGGCAAGAGAGAUGAGCUUAAUGUAAGCGGAGGAUUAGGAGGUUUUGGCCGCGAAUCUACCGAAAGACUUGAAGGCUUUUUUGGCGGUCGAGGAGGAUUCUUGGGCGGAGGCUUUGGUGCUGACAACGAAGGACUUAGAGGCUCUAGAGGUGGAUCUGGAUAUGGCAGAGGAGGAUUCUCCGGCGGAGGCUUUGGUGCUAACGGAGGUGGAUUUGGAGGAUCUAGAGGUGGAUUUGGCCGUGGAGGUAUAACGGCUUCUGAAGCAAGAAGAACUGAAUCUGGAUUUGGCCGAGGAGGAUCUCUUGACAGAGGCUUUGGUGCUGUUAACGAAGGAAGAUUUGGAGGAUCUAGAGGUGGAUUUGGCCGAGGAGGAUCCUCUGGCGGAGGCUUUGGUACCGUUGAUGAAGGACUUAGAGGCCGAAGAAGUCGAUUUGAAGGUAUAACGGCUUCUGAAGCAAGAACAAAUGAAUCUGGGUUUGGCGGAGAAGGAUUCUCUGGCGGAGGCUUUGGGACCGUUGUCGAAAGACCUAGUGGCUCUAGAAGUGCAUCUGGAUUUGGCCGUGGAGGUAUAACGGCUUCUGAAGCAAGAAGAACUGAAUCUGGAUUUGGCCAAGGCGGAUUUGGAGACAGAGACACAAGAUUUGACUGUGGUGGAUUCAGAGGUGGUUAUGGUGGAGCUAGAGGUAGCUUUGGUGGAGCCAGAGGUGGCUUCGGAACUGAUCCAUCUCGUAGAGCAGCUAACGAUGGUUUAAGAAAAGAUGAAAAAUGCGUAUUCGGAUGUCCAAUCGACUGCAAGAAGCAUAAAACGUCACCUUCGGCUAAAAAACUGGCUACUGGUGGAUUCAAAGGAGUUCGUGAAGCUAGAACAUCUACUGUAAACCGAGAAACUGAUUAUGAAUGGCCAUUUGAUUAUCAAAGACAUAAAAAGCCAGCUUCGGGAAAACUGGAAAAUCGUGGAAUACCUAAUGAUGACGUCAGAAUCCGGGAUGAUGAAGACCGACCAGGUCCAAGUGGUUUUGGACGAAAUAAUGGAUCUGGAAGUCAGCCAGAAGUCGCGACGUCAAGACCUGAAGCACAGAAACGAGCAGAAUCGAGAAAUGAAGCCAAAGUCGAAGGUCUGAAGAAGGCUACAGAGAAGACCGAAGCUCAGAAAUCAGAUGAUUGUGAUUUGAGGCUCAGUUUUGGAAGUAAAGGUAAGUUGAGACAAGUUAUUCAUGAUUCUAAUUUUCAAAUUUUAGUCUAUGGAGCUACCAAGAAGCCAAAGGUUGAAGCUAGCCGUGCUUCUGAAGCCAAAAAUUCAGAAAAUGAAGGUAGAAGAAAGCCAGAAGUAAAUGUGAAGCUAGAAGUCAGAGGAACUAAAAAUGAAGCUAAAUUGAAGUCAGAAUCUAAAAAUGAAGCUAAACCGAAGCCAGAAUCUAAAACUGAAGCCAAAUCGAAGCCAGAAUUUCAGAAAGUUAUCAAAUUGGAAAAUCUGGAAUAUCGUGAGAAUCCCUUCAACUCUGGUUACUACGAAGAGGCUUCUGGAGACUUUUAUGAUGCUGAUUCCGACGGUCAUGCUGGAUUUGAUCGUCAAAAUGCAUUCGUUGAUUACUUUGUUAGCAACCAAGAUGAUGGUGAACAUGUACUCAAUAGAGAUAAUAUCAUUUUUGGCGCUAGAACUGAACAUGAUAAUAUUUAUGAAUCUGAAGGUGAGGAUGAACAUGUUUUCCAAAACGCCCGAGUAGGAAACCUUUUUGACGCUGAAAAUGGCUUAAUCGACUCAGAAGCUUCAACAUUUUCCGCAGAAGACGGUUUCGGCAAUGGUAAUGAAGACUUAUUCAUCAACAACGAUGACGUUGAUAUUGAUGAUGGAUUCGAAGACGAUAACAUUGUUAAUGACGAAUAUUCGGACGAUAUUGACCUUGAUGACGUUGGCUUCGAAGUGGAUUCACAAGAAUACGAACUUCCGCGAUUCUACCCUUCUAACAAUCGUCGACCGACUAUUGUAGUUGACAUUAAUGGUGUUGUACAUGAACAAGUUGAUGAUCAUACUCGUCAUGAUGAAGAAGAGGGCGGUAACGAUGUUGAAAAAGGUCAAGUAGAUGAAUAUAAAGGUUAUGUUGAUGAAGAAGAAGGACAAUGGCACGGUUUAGACCAAUGCAAAGCUUUGGGAUGUCAUGAUGAUGACGAUUAUUAUGACAACGAUAGAUAUGAUCAAGAUGACAUUUUUUGUCGUGACGCUGAACGUGAUCAAGUAGACGAACAUCAUCGUCAAGAUGUUCAAAGAACAAAAGCUUCAGCGUCGGCCAAAGUUGAAGAAUUGUUUGCAAAAGACGAUGAAGCAUACCACCAACCUCAACCAACGAUUACCUGGGACGAUUACGAGGAUUCGUACUAUGAUAAACCUGGAGAUUAUACUGAUUUUGACGAUCAACCAGGUCCAAGUGGAUUUAAAUUCAAUUCUGAAGUUCGGAAAGAACCAAAGAUGACAGCUGAAGUCAAGCCGGCUUCGACCCAAAGUCAGCGUGCAGAAAAACAGAAGGCCAAAAACGAUUCAGAAAGAAUCAACAUGGUUCCAACCUACAAUCGACGACCUCCUGAAUCCAAGCAGACGUCACAGAAAGCUAAACGAUCUUCUGGCGAUGUUUUAGACUGUUAUGAGGACGAAUAUCGACAGAGAAUGAUGAAUCAAGAAAGUGUUAAACGGCUUCUGAAGGCCACUUUCGAUCUACAGCCUGCUGAACAUAACCGUCAGCCAAACAUUUCUCAUCAACGAUUUUCAGAAGCUUUGCGAGCUGCUGAUGCAUCUAGAAGAUUAGCGAAAUUUGAUGAAGCUAAAAGACGAUCUGAAGAGAAGUUUGAAGUCAAAAAACGAUCUUCAGAAUCAAAACGUCAAUCAGAAGCACGAAAGCCGCCUUCAGAAUCUAGUAAUCCUCUAAGAUCAUCAAAAAGUCAUCAUCGUGCGUCUGCUGAAGACGAAAUCUACAAAACGAUGAAGGAUCUACUUCAAAUUCAAUGUGAAGCCGCACGUUUAUCAAAGAAGCUUUAUCGUGCUCAAAAACAGAAACCUGUGGCAGGUGGAAGUGAGAUUCAGAAGAAGAAUGAAGAUAAGAAGCGAAUUGACGAUCAGUAUCAAGUUCAGACGCGAAAUGACGAUCAGUAUCAAGUUCAGAAGCCAACUACAGCUCAAAUUCAAUCCGUUCGGAAGCCGAAUGAAGUUGAGAAGAUGAAGAUUCAGAAGCCAAAGACAUCAAAAAUUACACUGGAAACCUUGAAGAGCUUAUUUUCGAAGGUCGACAACUUGUCACACCAGCUGAACGAUGUAAAACAGCAAAUUUAUGGUGUUGUGCAGGAAUUGGAAAUGGAAGGUAAGUUGUUUUUCUUUGAUUUUUUUGAAGUUUAGGUAAUAAUGAUGGACUAUAAUGACCAGAAGAGACAAGUUUUUGUAGAUUUGUUACCUAAAAUCUUAUUUUUUAAAGUUUCAUACUUAAAAACUCGAUUUUGCUGAAAUUUGUUACCUAAAAUACUAUUUUUUCUAAAAAAUUUUAUUUUCAGCACCAUCAGCUUCUAAUAAUACUGAACGACCAACAAUCUCGGGCCAAAGCAUCAGUACUGGUUCACCAAACGAUUUUGACGUGAUCUCUGAGGUUGAUCAACAUGGUGAACAAGAAGAUGGAAAAACUGUUGAAAAUGGUGAUGCUCACGUUGAUGUAUAUGAAACCGAUGAAGUUGAAGGCGUUUUGACGGAUCUAGGACUCUCAGUAGAUAGUGACAAUGAAAGAAUUGGUCAUGAUUCUACUAGUGGUACUACUGGUACAGGGAAGGCUGCUCCAUCGACUUCCGGAGCCAAAGGUCAACCUAAAUCAACAUCAGAAGACAGAAACCCGUUUGCAUCAACUUCAGAAUCUAGAAGUCAAUCUUCGUCGUCUUCAGAAAGCGGUCGAUCGUCCGAAUUCACGAAGAUUGAUAAGGAUUCAGAAGACACUACGUCGUACGAAGAUUUGGCCAACGAUUCCGAAUACCGUGGACCACCUAGUUUGGCUACGAAAGAGGAUUACGACAAAUGGCUACACGAUGAAAAGGAGAAGAACAAGAAGCGCGAUUGA